AAAAAAAAAGGGAAAAAAAAAGAACCAAGCUAAGCACUGUUAGCCAAUUUUCUUUUUUUUUUUUUUACCUUUUUUUUUUCUUUUCUUUUUUCUUUUUUCCUCCUCAAUGGCUUCUCAAUCUCUCAACACAUUUAGCCCUCUAACAAGUCAUCAUCUAAGGAGGAAGAUUCUGCCAUUCUUUGCGAAUUCCCCUGCGGUCGGCGACCGCCGAAUUGAACCGAAAAAAUGCCGAUUUUCGCGUCGCUGCGCCGUCAUCUCUUCGGCAGUGCAAGAGUCUUCUACUGCAAUUGUGACUGAUAAGGAGGGAGGAGAGGCGGAGGCGGAGGCGGAGUCGAAGGCGGCGACUCCGGCGGCGAAAGCGGUGCCGGGGAAGGCGAAAAAGGCUCCUGCAAAAGCACUUCCUGAGCUUAUGGAAGAGGAAGUGAUUCCUGCAUUAAGAUCCACUCUUGAAGCCCAAGAGGAUGUGUCACAAGUUGAGCUCUCAUUUCAGGAUAACAGGUUGGAGGGCUCUUUCUUAAAGAACAACAUCCCAUACUGCUUCUGGGCCUUCUUUCCUAAUGGAGUCCUCACAGGUCCAAAGGGCUUCUCAUUAAGCUCAUAUGGCUCAGUGCCAAGCACUGUUGAGCCCUUCCUCAUUGAUGAGAAAAGGAUCACAGCAAGGCAUGUUGUUUUCUGGGUGGAGAAGAGAUUGGCUGCUCAGGGCAUCCUCCCUGUUUGGAAAGGAGAGGAGAGUGAGGAGAAAUAAUUCAUACCCUCACUAUGUAUUCCUAAAAGCGUUGAAUGCAGCAGAACCAUUUAAACUUCCGCGCGUUUACGAAUAGCCAUAUAAACAUUAGAAGUUUUACGUUUGCAACUAUAUAUACUUUCGAUCUUCUGUAGUUAACUAUCUUAGAUAAGUAUUCUAUUAGUUUUGAGGUUACUGACAAUUAACCAAAUGGUCAGGAAAUCGUUAAAGACUCGCCCAAGCAAUGUAAAAUGAGAUCUUUUUGCCGUCAAAAUUUGAUCUUGCAGUAAAACAUUUAUUUUUUAACAUUUGAUUAUUAGAAAUAAAAUAUAAAAAUUAUAGUCAAUUUCACUCAUAAAAGUAGUUUUUGGCAUCCAGAAGUUUCUUUGACCAUUUGGCUAAUAAUAGUAACUUCAAAAUUGAUGAAUACAAAAAUAGAUGGUUAUUUGUAAAAAUUUGAAAGUUCAGAUGGCAAAUGUAAAAUUUUAGAGUUCAUAUGCCUAUCACCAAAUUAGUGAAAGUUUUCAGAUAGCUUUGGUGUAUUUAACCUUUUCUAAGAAGACUACAGAAUGUAAUUUAAACAAUUUUAUCUCGAUCCGAAAAUUUGUAAAUUUGAUAUAAACCAAUGAAAUUAACAAGAAUGUUUAUAGAGAU
Molecule: messenger RNA, 1378 nt
Organism: Ananas comosus (pineapple)
Lineage: Eukaryota; Viridiplantae; Streptophyta; Magnoliopsida; Poales; Bromeliaceae
Exons: 4
Coding region: 107-745 (212 amino acids)
Source: RefSeq, a predicted model, not a curated record